CCACGAUUGGUCGACGUCGUCGUUGAACAACAGCUCAGUCGCUUCCUUCCGCGCAUGACAAACUGGAAGGCCGAGACCAGCUGGGAAACUUGGUUCCAACUUCCACUUGUCAUCGCGACCAAUUUUCUCAUUCUGACAACUCUCGUUUUCCACCAUCCGUUCCAAGCGAGGAAACAAAAAAGAAAAAGGCCAAUCACUUCCCGCCCGGAGCAAUGUGUCGUUAGCCGUCGAGCUUCACCCUUCCCAUCUCCCACGGCCGCCCAUCAAAUCCCGUCAUUCUCGAACGUUGGCGCCUUGUUGAGCACGUCGAACGGCUGCUCGACCCUCGCCCUCCAUGGCCAUCGAUUCGACAACAGCCCAGAGCUAUAAGCAGCUCAAAGAGGACUUUGUCUCAAACCUGUCAGGAGGAUCCGUCUCGGAAAUCGCACAAGUCUGCGCCGUAGCACCUGUCGUUUCGCUCGUCUGGUCCGUCCUCCAAGCUCGACAAUCCUUUUUCAGGCCCUACACACCACUAGGCUAUGCCAUCGACUUUCUCCUCAACGUCGGCGCUCUCCUGCUCUCAGUGACGCUAUACUCCUCCGCGCCCCUGCUCCUUAACCUACUUCUCCUCACAGUCGCCGCCUUUGUCUAUCUCGUCCCCGCUCAUACCCGAAAGAAGAAGCCCCAGCUUCCUCCCAAUGCCCAGUCCAAGAAGAGCUCCUCGGAGCAACCGCUUGGGGUCCUCUCGACCAAGCCCUUCCUGACCAACUACCGCGGCAACAUGCUUAUCGUCACCUGUAUCUGCAUCCUUGCCGUUGACUUUCGUCUGUUCCCCCGCCGCUUCGCCAAGGUCGAGACAUGGGGCACUUCGCUGAUGGACAUGGGCGUGGGCUCCUUCGUAUUUUCGGCCGGCGUUGUCGCUUCACGGCCGGUCCUCAAGGAGCGCGCCGAGGGCAAGGCCGCACCCCUGAGCACCCGCCUCAAGACAUCGCUGCGCCACUCUCUGCCGCUCCUCGUGCUGGGCUUCAUCCGCCUGCUGAGCGUCAAGGGGCUGGACUACGCUGAGCAUGUGACAGAGUACGGCGUGCACUGGAACUUCUUCUUCACCCUGGGCUUCCUACCACCUUUCGUCGCGUUGUUUCAGUCCGCGCUCAAGGUUCUUCCCUCGUACGCUGGCCUGGCCCUCCUGUUGGGCGUGGUGUAUCAGGUGCUUUUGGAGACCACUUCGCUAAAGGCCUACAUCCUGACCGGACCGCGAAAUGAUCUCUUGUCUAUGAACAGGGAAGGCGUCUUCAGCUUCUUUGGUUAUCUAGCCAUCUUUCUUGCCGGCCAAGACACUGGCAUGCUCGUUCUUCCGCGGAGCUUGAGCCGCAGCAUCAGCGGCAGCAACAACAAGACUAGCGGCACCGUUCAACGUAGGUCUCUUCUGCUCAACAUGGCCGGUUGGUCCCUCGUCUGGAUAGCUCUCUACUUCUUCGCGACCGACUACAAGUACGGCUUUGGCCUGUCCGUGUCCCGCCGCAUGGCCAACCUGCCGUACAUGCUCUGGGUGGCCGCCUCCAACGCCGUCCUGCUUCUCGCCUUUUACCUUGUGGAUGCGCUGCUUUUCCCUUCCUUCUACAGCGCUCAAGAUGUCAAGACCGAAAAGGAGCUAUAUGACAUGGCAACGAGCAAGGUGCUGAGGGCGUAUAACCGGAAUGGGUUAGCCAUCUUUUUGCUGGCAAACCUGUUCACGGGACUGGUCAAUAUGACGGUGCCAACGCUUGAUGUCGGCCGGGUGGCGACGGUAGGGAUACUGGUUGCAUACAUGGGUGCUUUGACGGCGGUGGCGGUUGGGUUGGAUGAGUACAAUGUUACUAUCAAGCUGUGAGAAUAGUGUGAGGUGAUUGUCCGUGAGGUUGGUCACAUUUUGCGAUGCCCUCAAAAAUGAGGAAUCAGACUCAAUCGGACAACCCAUUCGACGAAAAUAAAUUAUCACCGUGGCCUCUGUAUAUGUCAUUUUGUGAGAGCCAUUGCUGGCAUGAUCUUUCUUAGACUAUCAAAUAAUUAAUGUUGGUUACUGUCGUGUAAAUUGGGUAAUCAACACUGCAAACGGAAGAAGCAGCUGAAUGCAAAGUUCACAUAGAUCCAGCUCUGGAUCGUUCGUUACUCUGGUACCAGACAUCUAUAGCUUUACUAAAUAUUGGAAAAGCGUUUGGCUUCCUAUCGGGUAGACGCUGUCAGAGUGAUACCUAUCUUCUGAUUUUGAAUGGCUUUGGAGGAGACGGAGAGAAACAUAACAGGACACCUAUCAUAGACUUCUGUAGCGUCAUGAACCCUUAC
This is a messenger RNA of Neurospora crassa OR74A, 2301 nucleotides long. Its product is annotated as GPI-anchored wall transfer protein 1. Gene Ontology annotation, biological process: GPI anchor biosynthetic process; protein localization to plasma membrane. Gene Ontology annotation, molecular function: glucosaminyl-phosphatidylinositol O-acyltransferase activity. Bases 335 to 1849 code for a protein of 504 amino acids. The transcript has 2 exons. The record is from RefSeq and is a predicted model, not a curated record. Gene Ontology annotation, cellular component: membrane; endoplasmic reticulum. Lineage: Eukaryota; Fungi; Ascomycota; Sordariomycetes; Sordariales; Sordariaceae.